GCUUCCAUUACUGCACCUCAAAACUGGUGGCUGUUCUGUGAUGUGUCUCAGAGAGAGAGAGAGAGAGAGAGAGAGAGAGAGAGUUAUGUGCUUGCCUGCGGAUCUUUUGAUAAUGACCAAAAAGAAGCAUGUGAGAGAUGGGGAUUGGGCAUCAUUAGGGGGCAAUCUUUGCUAAAAAUGAUGAGGUUGCCAAGGAAGACAAACAGAGCAAUUCGUGUUUAAGAGAGUCCUGUUGCAGAGGGAAUUAAUGGAGGAGAGAGAGAGAGAGAGGAAUUCAUGAGCAGAGAAGUAAAAGAAGGCCCAGUACAACUACCAGGCUCAGGGGUUCCUUGGAGUAGCAUUAAAGACUUUAGGACCAAGGCGCACCCCUCUUCACCUUCUUCUCCAACACAUCCCACACAGCCCCCUCAAAAGCAUGUCAUUUUUUGUCAAGGAUUGGAACAGAAAGGAACCAAAUUUAUGGCCAGAAAGUUGUAUUCACUACCUGCUCUGAUGUUCCUGGCUUGAAGAAGGAAACACACCCCCAAAAUGGGUUGUGGGCUGAAGAUCUCCCUCAUGAUCUCCCUCAUCAUCACCUUCUUCAUUAUCCUGCUCCUGUCCUUUCAAAGUGCCCACUUUCUGUUUGAUGAUGGUUCUUUGAAUGCAGCUGAAAAGACCAGUCUUCGUGGCUGCGAAAAGCUGUAUUUCAAUGGAGGAGAAAGAGAAAAAGGUAAUGCAGACCGGGUCGAGGUCGAGAAAGUCUCAGGCAAGGAUGAGAGCGAUGACAAGGGAGAUUUUACUGUGGUGGAAAAGUUCAGGGCUUUGCUUGGAGUGAAGACGUUCAACACGAAAAUGCCGCCAUUUGGGCUUCCUGAAUACUUCUCACCUUCACCUUCACCUUCACCUUCACCUUCACCAUCUCCUAGUGAAGCUCAAGCUCCAUCUCCAGCUCCUUCAGUGCACACUCACCCACAUUCUCAUCAUCCCCCACCACGUAAAAAUGCAAAGCCACAACAUAACACACUUCACAAGGAGGCCAAUGACAAGGGCAGUGUUUUGGUUGCUGUUCUUGUGCCAACAGGAGUUGUGUUUUUGGGUUGUGUUCUUGGGCUUGUAUGGUUCUUCAGGCAACCCACGAAGCACAACAGAAGCAGGACUGUCAAGAAUUUCUUGACAUGUGGUAAGAAAGGAGGAAGAGGAAACAGAGGCAGAUCAAUGUAUCCGAGUGCGCGGAGCUCGGCGAGCAAGGUAAGCUUCAAUCCUGGCCUCGAUCUUUUUUAUCUCGAAUCAUUGGGAGUGGAUUUGGAACAGCAGUCUUUGAAACAGAGUUCUGAAUCUGUCACUAGUUCAUCGUUUCAUAGCACUAACAAAGCUAGGCUAGAGACUAAAGCUCCAAAUCAAGAGCCGGUGAAAUUGGAACCGGUUAACACUAGUAGUUCCUCCACUAGGGAAAUUACGUCGGUUCACGAGGAUGCAGAGUCGGCAAAGUCCGACCCAGAUGGUGGCAAUUCUCCUUUAGCCAGGGACAAUAUUCCCACUGAGAAUCAUUCAUCUGAUGAAGAAUCUUUUCAUUCUUUUGGGGAUUCACAUUCACCCAAGGCGCGGGUGUCGGAUGAUUUGAAAUGUAGCUUUAGCGAAACAUCAGAAAUUUUGUCUCGAAUCUCAUCUAGGGCAAUAACACCUUCCCUAGCCGACUCGAUGGAUGCAUCAAAUGCAGAAGGUCCUUCCAACAACACCAAACAGAAUAAUGCUACAGAUGUAUGUCCUGUAGAAUGUCAAAUGACUCCGAUUGCUCAAGUCCCGCCACCUCCGCCUCCUCCACCACCUCUGCCACUGCCACACUCUCUGCUUCCCCGCUUGCAUUUUUCCUCCCCAAGUUCUUCCACUGGAGCUGCUCGUAAGUCUCCACCAUAUUCAACACAUAAAGACUUGUCACCUUCUAGGAACUCAGAUUCUUGUUCAGGAUCAGAAUUUACUCCCGAGAGUGACUUGGCUCAAUUGCCCAUGAUGAAUCCCAAGCCAGCAUAUUGUCCACCAGGAAUUCCGCCACCGCCUUGCCCUCCACCUUUUUUUAAAGGAAACACUAGCUCUGUGAAAGGCCCUCCUCCUCCGCCAUCUCAACUUCCUCAGUUUAUGCUGACAAUGGGCAAAGAUGGAGCGCCUCUGCCAAAACUGAAGCCACUCCACUGGGACAAAGUAAGGGCCACGCCGGAUCGUUCCAUGGUGUGGGACAAGCUGAGGUCAAGCUCGUUCGAGUUGGACGAGGAGAUGAUAGAAUCGCUUUUCGGUUACAAUUUACAAAAUCCAUUGAAAAACGAUGAGGGGAGAAGCAGAACGCCUUCCCCAGGUAAGCAUCUCCUUGAGCCAAAGAGACUCCAGAAUAUUACCAUACUUUCCAAGGCCUUAAAUGCAAGUCCUGAGCAAGUUUGCGAUUCAUUAAUUCAAGGAAGCCGCUUGUCUCAGCAACAGCUAGAGGCAUUGGUGAAGAUGGUGCCGACCAAGGAAGAAGAGGCCAAGCUCAAAGGCUACAAGGGAAACAUAGAUGAACUGGGUUCAGCAGAAAAGUUUGUUAAGUCAUUGCUUAGCAUUCCGUUUGCAUUCCAACGUGUGGAAGCCAUGCUCUAUAAAGAGACUUUUGAUGAUGAAAUUGCCCAUCUGAAAAAUUCCUUCUUAGUGCUAGAGGAGGCCUGCAAGGAGCUCAGAUCAAGUAGGCUCUUCUUGAAGCUGCUUGAGGCAGUGCUCAAGACAGGAAACCGGAUGAAUGUUGGAACAAUCCGAGGAGGCGCCAAGGCAUUCAAGCUCGACGCUCUGCUCAAACUCGCUGACGUCAAAGGAACAGAUGGUAAGACUACCUUGCUCCACUUUGUUGUCCAAGAAAUGGUCCGUUCAGAAGGAAUCCGAGUCUCGGAUAGCAUUAUGGGAAAGAUUGGUCAGAAGUGCAAGAACCGAACUGCCAAAGAGAAGGAAGAGGACUACCGAAGAAUGGGGCUCGAUCUCGUGGCUGGUCUAAGCACCGAGCUAUACAAUGCAAAGAGGACGGCCACGAUCGAUCUGGACGUGCUCGUGACCUCGCUCUCGAACUUAUCAGAUGGGAUGGCUAAACUGAAAGGGCUGGUGAAUAAGGACUUGGGCACGGGCGAAAAGGGCGAGAAAUUUGUUCACUCAAUGAGAUCAUUCAUAAGCUAUUCGGAGAAGAGCUUGAAGGAGCUGAAGGAAGACGAAGACAGAGUGCUUUUGCACGUCAGAGAGAUCACAGAGUACUUUCAUGGAGAUGUGAGCAAAGAAGAGGCCAACCCACUUCGUAUAUUUGUGAUCGUGAGGGACUUCUUGGGGAUGUUGGAUCAUGUGUGCAAAGAGUUGAGAUAUUCCAAAGUCCAUAGUAGUUCCAAUCCUCUCUCUGCUUUCAGAUAGAUCAAAUUGAGUCUUCAUGCUCUUUGCCUGUGUUCAUUGUGUGUAUUCUGUAAGUGCAUUCACUAGGAAUUAGGAUUGUAACACAAAUUUUCUGUGAGUGUGUAGAGUUUUGUAUUGUUCAGAUUGACAUUUACCUUAUUCAACCCUUUCAUGAUAAAAAAAUAUUUUAAUGUUAGCACACCCAAUAAUCAAAACAUUGUGGUAUUAAUUUAGGGUUGGGAAUCAACCAAAUUUGGAAGAGUGACAAUACUACUCAACAAUAGCUUCUGAAAGGAAUGGGGAGAACAGUUGAUGCUCAUCCAUAGUUUCUUGAUUCUCAGUUUGAUCUAAAGUAUAUAUAACAUGCCUCUGUCAAGUGGAACACAAAACAGUUAUAGUCCUCGACAAGAGUGGAGGAACCUUGGAUUGCUUUGACGACAAAGAAUCCGACACCGGGUUAGACAUUAGGCAUGGAAUUCUUUUUUCUACAAGCUCUAGUCCAUCCCUCUUGUUUUGUUUUGCUUUGUUCAUUAGGAUUCUUUUCCAGUAGAUGGUAUAGAAACCGGUAGGAGAAAUCGUCAUUCUUUGUCCUAAGCUAGUUUAGGAUCAUUUUUGUUCCAUCAGUAAGUAGCUGUCUUAGCUGACAUACUCAGUACCUAAGGACAGAGAGGAUUCAAGGUUUCAGCCAUUUACCCAAGUCCUUGAAUUGCCAAUUUCAGAUCCAGGCAAAAUUAAAAUCUGGGAAUAUUUCUCCAGAUGUGCAUCAGAAAUUGCAGAAAGAGCAAUAUUGAUUUCAGACUCCUGAUGUUACACCAAAACCCAUUGUGCGAAAAAGCCUAUAACAACAUCAUUUCCCAUAGAGGAAGCUAAAGGAGUUAGUUUCCUACAAGCAAGUGAUUGCCCCCACUAAAGGCAAAGAAUCUAAUUCAGACCUAACAUUGUCUUAAACCUUCGUGUCUUUUUAACUACUUCUUUUCCUCCUGGACCGCAAAAAAGAACCCCAGGAAAUUCCUAUGGACUAUGGCCGCGUGGUCUGCGCCGUGAUCGGCUUCUCAGCAUCGUUCAUCCUCUGCGUGCCUAGCAUCAAGUGGCGGCAGAAGCGGCGUCGCACGCUCGAGAAGCUGCGGAUUGUGUCCGAGGCGCUCGAGCAAGCAGAGGAAAGAGCGGCGAGGUCCCAAGAGAGGCACGACCGGCUUCUGAGCCAAGUGUGCUCGUUCUACUUGGCCAAUAAAGAGCUGGAGCAGGCACUUGGUGGGGCAAGAAGGGCUAUGGAUGAGGCCAUGGGAUUUGCCAGUGGCCUGAGGAAGAUGCAGAUGAAGUUGGUCAGCUCCUUUCCUGAUGAUGUUGAUUUGGUUAUGGUGUUAGAGAGGGCUCGUUGACUUGUGCACAAGGAGGCAAAUAACUGUAAACUGUCCAAGACUCACUUUUGUUUUGUUUUGUUUUUUAAUCCUUGUCCAUAUUAACUUGUUUUCUUUGGUUAUAGAAGAAAUUAAGGUGGGGGAAAAAGAUUAAUUACACUUGCCCUAUGAAAAAUUUAUAUCUUUCACUUACCU
Rhodamnia argentea is the source of this 4922-nucleotide messenger RNA. RefSeq names its product formin-like protein 11. The transcript has 4 exons. The record is from RefSeq and is a predicted model, not a curated record. Gene Ontology annotation, biological process: actin cytoskeleton organization; actin nucleation. Gene Ontology annotation, molecular function: actin filament binding. The coding region runs from base 529 to 3390 and encodes 953 amino acids. Lineage: Eukaryota; Viridiplantae; Streptophyta; Magnoliopsida; Myrtales; Myrtaceae.